Messenger RNA from Pyricularia oryzae 70-15, 1755 nucleotides. RefSeq lists its product as uncharacterized. The record is from RefSeq and is a predicted model, not a curated record. Bases 1 to 1755 code for a protein of 584 amino acids. Gene Ontology annotation, molecular function: oxidoreductase activity; FAD binding. The transcript has a single exon. Lineage: Eukaryota; Fungi; Ascomycota; Sordariomycetes; Magnaporthales; Pyriculariaceae.
AUGCGUUCAAUUAUCUCGGCAUUUAUUCUCAGCCUGAACUUUUGCACCCAGCCUCUUGUUCGGGGUGCACCUUCUGCGGCUGACUGGCAAGAGUUACAAAAGGCCGUAGAAGGGAGGCUUUUCACGGCAGAGCCGCUUGCCCGGCCUUGUUUCUCUACUUUUCAAGGAAAAUCCGUGGAGCCAAACGUUGAAGAAUGUAGCACAACAAAACAACAUUAUCUCAACAGCACUUUCAAAACAGCCGCGUACGCUGGGUUCGUCCACUCGUACAACGAGGCUUGCGCAUCCAACGUCACAGACCAGUGUCUACUUUCAGCAGACACUUUUUCAACAAAUGGCAAAAACACCAGCGGUACGGCUCCCCUCACGGGUCCCUGCAACCUUGGGAUGCUGUCCGAAAAGUACAUUGCCGUAUCAAGAGCCGAAGAUGUGCAGGCUGCGUUCAGAUUUGCGCAUCGCACCGGCAUGCCGCUUUCGGUAAAGGCCACUGGCCAUGACUACGCCGCACGCAGCAGCCUCAAAGGCUCCUUGGCGCUGUGGACCCGUCAGCUGAACGACAUUGCAUUCAAUCCAUCCUUUACCCCUGUCGGGGGCUCUUCAUCCCCGAUCGCCGCUAUGACGGUCGGUGGCGGCGCGAACCUCGGAGAAGUUUACAAAUUUGCCGACAGACACAAUGUCACAUUCAUCGGCGGCUCGUCCGGCACCGUUGCGGCGGCCGGCGGGUAUAGUCUUCUUGGUGGACACGGCACCCUGACACCAACGUAUGGCAUGGGCGCAGACCGCAUGUUGGAAGCGACCAUUGUUACGCCAGAUGGCGAGCUUCGCAUAGCCAACGCCCAUAUGAAUUCGGACCUCUUUUGGGCGCUGCGUGGAGCUGGUAGUGCCACCUUUGGGGUAGUGCUCAAUGCCACUUUCAAGGUAGAGCCCGUCAUGCCUCUGACGCUGGCUUUGAUGAGCUUUAAUUCUACCGGUGCCAACACUGGUCCCUUCCUCUCCCUGCUUAUGAAACACACUAACAUCUGGGCCGAGGAAGGCUGGGGAGGCCCAAUGAGCAUGUCCACCCUUGCUCUUGUCAACCCGGCCAUGUCGGUGGACGCGGCAAAACAAUCCAUGAAAGAGGUGGCCGACUACGUAUCCGCUCAGGGUGGAACCGUUGUCCUGGAGAGUCUACCUUCUUUCUACGCCUUUUACACCAAGUACGUCGAGGCCGCCAGCUCAACCGGCACCGGCGCCGCGACCUUUGCCACCUUUCGCACCCUGCCGAAGCGCCUGCAUCAAAGCGAAGAGGGGCGGGCCGCCAUGACCAAGACGUUUCGAGACAUCAAAGCCGCCGGCCAUGACACGUUCAUCUUCCAAACGACACCCAACAAGUUCCCUUACGAACCGGGCUCCAACGCCGUACACCCGUCGUGGCGCGACAGUUACUGGUUGGUGGGCACAUCCAUCUCUUGGUCUUCCAAUGACGCCGGCCUCGAGGAGCGCAUGCGGGUCGCGGCCGCGGUGCAGGAGGUUUCGAAAAACCUGACCGAUCUGGCCCCGGAGGGUAGCAUGUACCCCAACGAGGCCGAUCCCUGGACCAGGAACUGGGCCAAGGAGUUUUGGGGCGAGGAGAACUACGCCAGGCUGGUACAGGUAAAGCGGAAAUAUGACCCGCACGGCCUGAUCGGUUGCUGGAAGUGCGUAGGCUUUGAGGAUAAGCUCAUGGAGACAGAGUCGGCGUUCCGAUGUCUGGGCGCGUUUCAAAAGAAGAGGUGA